This is a messenger RNA of Enterobius vermicularis (human pinworm), 2625 nucleotides long. The record is from the annotation of a GenBank genome assembly. NCBI's taxonomy places the organism in Eukaryota, Metazoa, Nematoda, Chromadorea, Rhabditida, Oxyuridae.
AUGCCGUAUCAAGUUCGGUAUACGACACAAAUGGAUUUAUUUCCAUCUGAAAAUGCGUUACCGGAAUACCUUUGUACAGACUGGCGAUGUCUAAAUCGCUGCCCUGACGUAACAUGUGAAGAGUCAUCGCUUCCAUCCAUCCAUUAUUCUCUUCCGCCUUACCUAAAGCUUUUGGGAUUUUCCAUUUCCUUUCACAUGCUAAAAGAAGAAGAACAAAUCCGGGAAACCUUUCAUUACAUACAAAAACUCUGUUGCGGAAUUUCUUUUGGUGGAGGAGAAGCUCUAAUGAUAGAAUUGGAUAAAUGUCUCUCUUACCUUAGUAUGGCUGUUCAGAAUCUAACCCUUAAUGGUGACUUAGCUCCGCUCAGUUUCAUUGCUUGUUGUUUCAAAAAUCUUUUGGUCCGAACGGGAACGCUGGGACAGUAUGCUUGUGAUAGUGACACGCUUAGCACAGGAGUUAUCGAAAAUAACUGUCGUUUCCACUCCAUCCUUCUUGUGUGGACAACUGCCCUUCGAGUCUUCUUUACUUUGAAAGGUACUGUUGGUGCGGACUUACUGUGCCCACCGUUAGCGAAUGAGACCUCGCUAGUAUCCCAAAUAGCUUUAUUUCUUGCUUACAGCCUUCUUGUUGUUACUAGAGUGACGAGGGUUUCAUUCAUUUGUAAUUGUGUAAAGCAGGCUUGGGACCAGCUACAUAACACACUUGGUGAAGAGUUCUUUUCAACUUUUGAAUCUCUGCUUGGCAUAUGUUUGGGUUUACAAGCAUGUCCACUUCCGGAGAAUCCUGCAUCCUUUAUGCUGUUUGACCUUUACGAAGCUCGUGGCACGCUUGAUGCGACAGUUUUUUUGAACGUUUUCUGUGCUUUAGGACCGAAAUACGGGAACCUUCUCGGUCUUAGUAAGACACCCAAAGACUGCAUGCGUUGUUUGGAUAAAAUAGUUUCUCGUAUACCCGAUGAUGAAACUGUGCUAAACAAGCUCUGUACUUUCUUCGAGGGGUGUAGUGAAAACGAAGUGCCUGGAGCUGAACUGAUUUUAAAAACUUUAUUCAACCGUUUGGCGCAAAGGUUGGUAGAUCCUUUUGCAAAGACUUCGUCGUUUAUGCCUGAAAGUGGUAAGCAGUGGCUGAACUCUAUCCAAAGGCAAGGCAGUGGGGUGUCGGGAGAUAUUGAUCGUUCCGACCUGUGGGCAUUGUUUAUUCGAAUAGUUUUUAUUCUUGUUCCUCGCUCAGAUGUGGCUUGGCAGUCGUUGAAAUCACAUCUUUUCGCAAAGUUUACUGUUAAAAAGUUACGAAAAAUGCCUUUGCAAUGCCUUGUUCAGUUGAUAUCAGUUUUUCUUUCAUUUGCUAUUACAGCAGACCUACAACAGGUAAGCGAAAGGAUGCUCCAGCUAUUUGCAAGUGCGUUUGAAAGUUGUCAGGCAAGUCACAUCCGUAUUUUAUUACGUGGUCUUCAUGCUGUCAUUGAACUGCAUCGGGAGAGACGGUUAGAUGAUAGCAAAAUUAUCAGUGCUUUAGUUUCACUUAUGGAGAAGCUUUCUGAGGUAGAACAUAGCGUAUUCUACUUGGAAAAUUACCUAUAUGUGUGCGAUAGGCGAGUACCUCCUAAUAAUUUUGCGAAGUUUUUGGAAUGUAUGAAUGACGUGGAUGUAUGUCGAAUGUUUGAAGCAUUAGCGAAGCAUAAUAAUGUCAGUGAUCUAAUUUGGAAUAUAGCAGUAAAGAAACUGAACUCGUCUUUUUCGAGUCAAGCAAUUUUUUUUACUGCUUGUCAGUUGAAGGUAAUUUCUGCUCAAAAUCGCUCAAUAGCUGUUCAAAAGAUGGGUUCAGUUGUGAAAGCGUUACUCAUUAAGAAGAAUGUGUCGGUCAAUGCCUGUUUUUAUUUUCUUGAUUGUCUUUCGCAAAACUCGGGACCAAAUUCUAUUUUCUUUUUCGAGACUUUAUUUCCUGUUUGGAUGUAUGUUCUCCUUUCGAAACCGGAUUCUGAAGGUUUACGAAACGUUUCACGACUCAUUUUCAUUAGUUUUCAAGAAUUUUUGGCAGAUAGAGGCAUUACGGUAACAGGGUUUGAUUGUAAUUAUUCCAGCAGUUCUGAUGUUUUCAAAAGAAUAUUUGAGAAGUUGGCUAUUUUGCCUGGUGGAAGUUCGAUUUCUGCUAAAAUUUAUUUGGAACGUUGGUUAGGGGAUGUAGUGCCCGGAUUGAGUGCUUCUUUGCAGAAAUUAGAUCUUAAGGAGGCAGAAAAUAGUACAAAAAAUGUGUCAUAUAUUUUUCAGUUUUGUUCAGUACUGAUAUUUCGACACCCAGAUAAAGGUGAAUUUAACAGUUCACCUUUCGUCCGGCUCUGCAAACUUUAUCUGCAAGGCAUUCUGCUUAAUAGAGACUUUGAUGUUUCUUUUCUGGAAGAAUGUGUUCCGAAUUUCGUGACGGGUUUACUUCGACUUCCGGUAUCCACUGUACCAUACCUGCAACGUUUGCUGGCAGAUAUAAUUAUUAAAUUUGGCUCUAUUUUUACGUUGAAACAGAUUCUGCUGGACCGAUUAAAAGGUCAGCCAGAUGUUGUCAUGGCUCUCCGUAGAGGACCUUCCAGGGAUGUGAUGUUGCAGAAAUUUUUGUUUUUACUUCCUGUAUAA